AUGUCCCAGGGCGCGGAUAUUGCGCAUGUGUUCUGUACGGCUGGAGCUGGGCCUAUUAUCAAGUCAUACAGCCCCGAAUUGAUAGUGCAUCCGUAUUUGCUGGAGUUGUCCAGACCCGAUAAGUCCAAACAGGAGUCCGUGACAAGCGAGAUUCGCAAGUGGCUCGACAAGUUCGAUGUGCUUGUAGUGGGGCCUGGAUUGGGGCGGAAUGACUUCCUGCAUGACUGUGUGGAUGUUAUUCUGACGGAUGCGCGGGAGAGGGACAUACCCAUUAUAGUCGAUGCGGAUGGCCUGUACAAUCUGACAAGGAAACCUUCUGUCACGCUUCAAGGAUAUCUCAGAGCUACGAUCACGCCCAAUGUCGCCGAGUUCAAGCGAUUGAUGGCCAUGUAUGGCCAGGACUAUAAUCAAAACGACGAAAUGAAGCCGGGAGAUGAUGCUGUUGCAUUGAGCUGUAAAAUGGGUGGCGUGACGGUUGUCCAAAAGGGACCGAAAGACAUCUGCGCUUUCGAGAAAGGAUUCGAUGUAUGCGACGAACCCGGUAGUCUCAGACGCUGUGGUGGUCAGGGAGAUGUACUGUCGGGACUAAUCGCAGUGUUCACAAAUUGGGCGUACAUGGCGCACGAAACUGAUCCUACAACCCCUGGAUUACCACAGUUGAACGGGGCCUUUGCCGGCUGCUUUAUAACCAGACUGACAGCACGAAGAACCUUCCAGCAUGUCGGACGGUCCAUGGGUGUACCGGAUAUGAUUGAGAUGCUUCCACGUGUCCUACUUGAUACCUUCCCCACUAAAUAUGGUAUGCUUGACGACGACGACGACACAUAG
Messenger RNA from Sphaeroforma arctica JP610, 828 nucleotides. RefSeq names its product YjeF. Lineage: Eukaryota; Ichthyosporea; Ichthyophonida. The record is from RefSeq and is a predicted model, not a curated record. Bases 1 to 828 code for a protein of 275 amino acids. Gene Ontology annotation, biological process: metabolite repair. The transcript has 7 exons. Gene Ontology annotation, molecular function: ATP-dependent NAD(P)H-hydrate dehydratase activity.